Onthophagus taurus is the source of this 1248-nucleotide messenger RNA. RefSeq lists its product as uncharacterized. Lineage: Eukaryota; Metazoa; Arthropoda; Insecta; Coleoptera; Scarabaeidae. The record is from RefSeq and is a predicted model, not a curated record.
AUUUCUGGUAUAAACAACGGGGCCGGUUGUAACCGUCAGUUCGUGUUUGUGAUUAUAACUGAUUUAUAGUGAGUUUUUAUUAAACGAAAAUGUCAGAAGUCGACACAGUAAGCGCUAAUAAUGCUGCGAACGAUGAGAACAAUCAGCAUGGUAAAAGUAAACAGAAAAGAGCCCCGAGGAUAUCGACGAUAGAUCGGGCUAGAGAAGAAAGUGAAGCUAUUACAAAGGGUCUUGGCCCUACGAUUGAGGGUCGCCGUCGUACAAGAUCCGCUGCGAAAGGUGUAACAACUCCAGCUACACCUCCUCCACCAGUUAAAAAAGAGAAGAAAACGCCCUCCACUAAUUCUAAACCUGUAAGAGGAGGAAAAAGUAAAUAUUCCUCAGCUCGUGGGCGUCCCAAAAGGAAUAUAUCAGAGGAAGCUGAUUCUCAUGAUGAAUCUAAAGAUGAAUCAAAUGAAACUGGAGAUAAUAAAAAAGAUGAUGAAAUGAAAGAUAGUAGCGAUAAAGAAGAAACAGGGAAUAAUAAUGCUGAUACAACUAAAGUUGAGUCUGAAUCUAAAGCAACAGAAAAUGGAGCAAAAGAAGAUAGUACAGAUGCAACUUCGUCAGAACAAAAGAGUGAUGAUGAAAUAAAUAAAGAUGAGGAAAAUUCUAAAGAGGCUGCCCCAUCAACGGAAGAGGCAACAACAGAUGCUGAUGAGGAAAAGCCUUCCUCAGAGUAAAAAUGUUGUGUGAUGAUGGACGUAAUAUCUUUUUACUGUAGGUUAGCUUAUAUAAGUAAUGUUUCCGUGGUGUAAUUUUACCAAUUUUGACAACAAUUUAAAAUUAAAAAUACUAUGUAUCACAAAUAUACAAAAAAAAGAAUUUUUUUGUCUUAAGUUGAAUAAAUUUUUCUGUUGGUAUCAAUUUUUAAGUUAAACUCUUAAUAGAAUAGAUUUAUGAAAUGUAUAUCUCGUCCAAAUGGUAAAAGUACAUUAUCAAAAUACACAGUCAUUUCAUGUACACUGAAUGAAAGGAAAUGAUUUUUUUUAAAUAAUUUUAUUAUUUACUACUAAUUGAAAUGAUUUAGAUUUAGACUAGAUAGAGAGCAAAUUGGUGGUGAAUUAAUAUUUUUAUUAAACAACAUUGAUUGAGUAACCUACAGUUUUUGUCUUCAACUUUCGUUAAACUAUUAUGAUUAAUGACAAAAAUAAUUAAAGUAAAGAUGUUUAUGUUUCCGAUUUGUUACUAAUGUUAUCAAAAAAAAAA